AUGAAGUACUCAGCCGUCGCUCUUCUUACCCUUGCCCAAGGCAUCGUCGCUGUUCCGUCUCUCUUGGGGCAGAUCAAGCAGAGCCAGUCAAAGGUUCUGACCACUGAUCAGGACAUAUCUCUUUCUAUCAAGCUUUCGCAGGUACCUCUGCAGAGAGCGGAACAUCACCAGCAGCAGGAAGAAAUCUGCUGGUUGCUGUGCGCCUCGAGUGCUAUUAAAUGCCCUGAGGGAUGGUUCUCCUCUGAGAAGGGCGAGUGCUGGACUUGCUGCAGGGCCCUGAACUAA
This is a messenger RNA of Fusarium redolens, 285 nucleotides long. RefSeq lists its product as uncharacterized. Lineage: Eukaryota; Fungi; Ascomycota; Sordariomycetes; Hypocreales; Nectriaceae. The record is from RefSeq and is a predicted model, not a curated record. The transcript is spliced from 4 exons. The coding region runs from base 1 to 285 and encodes 94 amino acids.